Centropristis striata (black sea bass) is the source of this 1128-nucleotide messenger RNA. Its product is annotated as charged multivesicular body protein 6-like. The transcript has 8 exons. Gene Ontology annotation, cellular component: multivesicular body; ESCRT III complex. The record is from RefSeq and is a predicted model, not a curated record. Gene Ontology annotation, biological process: late endosome to vacuole transport via multivesicular body sorting pathway; vesicle budding from membrane. Lineage: Eukaryota; Metazoa; Chordata; Actinopteri; Perciformes; Serranidae. Bases 155 to 778 code for a protein of 207 amino acids.
AGGAAACACGGGAAAAAAAACAGUGGACAUGUUGGUAGUCAGUUAGCCUGCUAGAUAGCCAUUACAGGCUGUUUAAUAUGAUGGCAAAAUGUUCGGUAAUAAGUAUUAGUUUGUCUGUUGAUGAAGGAGUAUGUGGAGGAGAUGUGGCUAAAUAAUGGGAAACGUUUUUGGGAGAAAGAGUCGACCUUCGCGUGUAACGGAACAAGACAAAGCCAUCUUGCAAUUGAAGCAGCAGAGAGAUAAGCUGAAGCAGUACCAAAAGAGAAUCACCCUACAACUGGAGAAAGAGCGACUUCUGGCCAAGCAGUUGCUAAAAGAUGGCAGGAAAGAAAAAGCGCUGCUUCUUCUUAAGAAAAAACGAUAUCAGGAUCAGCUACUAGACAAGACUGAAAAUCAGAUUUCAAACCUAGAGCGCAUGGUUCAAGAUAUUGAGUUCAUGCAAAUUGAGAUGAAAGUCAUUGAGGGACUCAAGGUUGGCAAUGAUUGUCUGGAGAGUAUGCACAAGAUCAUGUCAAUUGAAGAAGUGGAGAGGAUCCUGGAUGAGACCCAGGAAGCAAUUGAAUAUCAAAGGCAAAUAGAUGAAUUGCUGUCUGGAGCCCUGACGCAGGAGGACGAGGACGCUGUUUUAGCAGAGCUGGAAGCUAUCACUCAGGGAGAAGAUGUAGCACUUCCAGAGGUCCCCACUGAGCCAAUACCAGAGGUCCCAGAGACGGCUAAAGCUGAACCGGAGAGGAGAGAAGCAAAGAACAAGCCAGACAGAGAGAUGCUGGCAGCCUAGCAGAGUAAAUUUGUGUUUGGGGGUAGGCUGUCUUUGUACCGACUGUCUAUGUUAUUUUCAGUUUUUCAUGCUUAAUUGCUGGUUGGUAAAGAUGGGACCUUCAGACAUCAGUGUACUUUCACACAUUUUACAGGAUCAGCACUAUGUCUGCACUCUGGUUCACUGCUCCAUGGAAGUACCUACAUAAAGGAAGUAAAACGUUCUGUUUCUCUGUGUCUGACUUGGAUUAGCAAAGCAAAGUCACGUAACUAUUCUGGUUAUGGUGUAACAGAAUGAAAUGAGCUUUUUUUUUAGAUGUUUUACACAUUAAUUUCAGUUGUUUUCCAUAUUAAAUUGAGCUGUGGCAACAA